AUGGAAGCAUCAGACGUUCGUCUCAUUGAGACUGAGCCUUGUCUUGAUUACGAUUUGGAAGCUACUUCGCCACCCGUUUGCACCGUGGAAAGGGGCAUCAAUUUCAAUGGGUUAGGCGAAGCGGGCCAUGAGCCAUUCUUUCUUUCUAUCUCCUGCAUCCUACUCCGAGCCUUUGCUCUUUGCCCCAAAAAUAUCAAAAUUUCGUCCAACGGCUCUUGGAACGAGUAUACCUGGGAAAAUGCCCGUGAGCUUUACCGGAGUCUUUGGCCCAGUGAAUGCAUUCACUGCCCUUGGGAUAACGAGACCGAUGAUUCCGAUGAAGAUGAAUUUGAACGAGAAUUAAGAAAGAAACGCCUGAAACUCCCACCUAAGAAGGCUUCCAAAAACAAGAACCAGAGUCGGGCCAUUAGACAAAGCCGGCUAAAGUUAAGGACCGGGAUGCGUAGCAUUCGUGCUAGUCCGAUGUCAGGAGUUUCCAUGGUUCGAUUUGACGCCAUUCGGGAUAAAAUUUCCCAUUGCGCAACAAGCUAUGAACACCAGAAAUGCUACCCAGACUCGCUACGGUGGCGCAAUUUCCCCGGAAUCCGGUUUCGACUCAUUGAUGUCCGCCGAAAAUGUGUCGUGGAUGCUCCUAAUGACUUGCCUUUUGCAGUUCUGUCAUAUGUUUGGGGCAGCGUGGAUCAGGUCAAGCUCACGUCUGCGAAUAUUCGUGAGCUGUCUCGACCGCAAGGGUUGGAGUCGGUAUGGAGCCAAAUCCCAACGACAGUCCGAGAUGCCAUGAUGGUAUGUGAGCGUCUUGGGGAAGCCUAUCUAUGGGUAGAUGCGCUAUGUAUUUUGCAAGACUCUGCCCGUGAUAGGAAGAUUCAGAUCUUACGCAUGCGGUCCAUCUAUUCGGCAGCCACAUUUACUAUUGUUGCAGUAUCUGCCAAAGAUGCCCAUGAGGGCUUGUUGACAAAACGAGCGGGCGCAGUUUUGCCAGGCUGCCGCUCUGUCGAAGACUUCGAGGCUCUCUUAGCAGCGUCAGCUUGGAGUAGGAGAGGCUGGUGCUAUCAAGAGCAAGUGUUGUCUCAUCGAGCUAUCUUGUUCACCGCCAAUGGAAUUUUCUUCCAAUGUCAAGAAGCGUUGUACGACUUGGAAGGCGUACAGCUACCGGAGCCAGAGUUCCCAUCAACAUCACUCAGCCCAUCACAGAGAGUGGGAGGUCUUUUGAACAUUCCGUACGGGGAAAGUCUAGAAUACUUUCUCUCUGCCGUGGAACUCUACUCAAAGCGGAACUUCACCUACGCAAACGAUAAGAUUUCAGCUUUUCAGGGAGUAUUUCACCGGCAUGAAGGCCUGAUGGACGGCAAAAGCUCUAUGUUCCACUUUGGUUUACCAACAUGUGCUUUCGAUCAAACUUUCUGCUGGGAAACGCCUAAACAUAAUCCCCAUCUUCGGAACCCAAACUUUCCUAGUUGGUCCUGGCUUGGCUGGGAUGAUGGAGUCAUCUUUGAUAGGAGCCUCAUUCGCACAACUCGUACGAGCCAGAUUCUUGGAGCAGAUCUCCCUCCAGGCUUCUUCACUCCGCGAAAUACGCAUCCUUCGUACAAGCUUCGCAAGCCAAUGAUGGAGCCUCGUGCUCACAACGAGACCUUUGGCUUUCCCGCCAGUAUCAAUCGGGGACUCAUUAUUGGUCACACCUUCCCCGAUAUACCGAUGUGCACGAGUUCAGCACAUCUCGUGAUUUCAGCGUGUGCAGAACGAACGAGACAUAGCGAUAGUCUAUAUGCUGUCUUCCCAACUCUUUGCAGGCAAAGUACCGCCGUCCAGGUGUCUGAGCUUGUAUGUAUCCAGACGCAGCCACCAUCCGCUUCAGACUCUACCUUGAACCAAGAGAGCAGGCAAUACGAUAUACAUGAUCAUGACGACCAUGGAGAUUGUGUAGCAAAAACACCAUUAGGCUACAUAUGGUUGGACUCCAAUUGGCGAGAAUGUCAGGCGGAGGUUCAAGUCAUGAAGUUCAUUGCUCUCAGUGGCUACGAAGUCCCUGGAGGGUUAGGCGCGUGGCAAAUCACCAAAUUAAUGUGUCUACUGGAACUUAAUUCAGGGCCUGUCUAUGAACGACUUCAAGUUAUGAGUUGCUCCAUACACGAAAAUCGUUGGCUGGAAGCCGGUGGCUUUUUUGAUAUGUUGUUUAUUCAGUAG
This is a messenger RNA of Colletotrichum abscissum, 2184 nucleotides long. RefSeq lists its product as uncharacterized. The transcript has 3 exons. Lineage: Eukaryota; Fungi; Ascomycota; Sordariomycetes; Glomerellales; Glomerellaceae. The coding region runs from base 1 to 2184 and encodes 727 amino acids. The record is from RefSeq and is a predicted model, not a curated record.